This is a messenger RNA of Teleopsis dalmanni, 466 nucleotides long. Its product is annotated as SH3 domain-containing protein Dlish-like. Lineage: Eukaryota; Metazoa; Arthropoda; Insecta; Diptera; Diopsidae. The transcript is spliced from 3 exons. The record is from RefSeq and is a predicted model, not a curated record. Gene Ontology annotation, molecular function: protein binding. The coding region runs from base 1 to 318 and encodes 105 amino acids.
AUGGUUAUCACCAAUCCUACAAAUGGAUUAAGCAGUUUACAACAACAACUUAUACAACAAAAUCAGACUAAUCAUCAGCAUCAGCCACAAAUUGGUAUUGGUACAGAUGAUCUACGCUAUGGCACAGAGCUCGUUAUGCUAUACGACUAUAAGGCACAAGCACCUGAUGAUUUAAGCGUGCGCCGCGGUGAUUGGAUAUAUGCGGACUUAAGUAAUCAAACUGUAGACGGUUGGUUAUGGGCAUAUGCACCGAAAAUAAGAAAAUAUGGCUUUAUACCUAAGGCUUAUGCACGUCCUCCAGCAAUGACAAGCCUUUAAAUAUUGCGCAGUCUUUUAGCGGGAUGUUGACUAAACUUCUUGAAUAUGUAUUGUGUUAUGCUCUUACAGUUACUCUUAAUACUUAAUUCGUAAUUAGAUUGUAUGUUGAUUAAAUUUAUGAAAACUCAAAUUUGAAGACAAAAAUUAG